AUGCGCUAUCUACCAUGGGCGCCGUUGUUGACCGUCUUGCUGGCUGGCCAGGCGGCGGUCUCCCAGAUCCAGUUGGAUGUCGGCGACCCUAAAUCGAUCAAGAAUGCGGCGGCGACAUCGGCAUACAACAUGAUGAAUAACUACCACGGCAACGAGUCCGGCCAGAUCCCCGGCAAACUGCCCGAUACCUGGUGGGAAGGGGGUGCGAUGUUCAUGACGUUGAUUCAAUACUGGUUCUGGACGGGCGACACCUCCUACAACGAGGUCACCACCCAGGGCAUGCUCUGGCAGAAAGGCAACAACGAUUACUUCCCAGCCAACGACAGCAAUUUCCUCGGAAACGACGACCAGGUCUUUUGGGGCUUGGCCGCCAUCACCGCGGCCGAGUUGAAUUUCCCCGAAGAAGACGGACAGCCGUCGUGGCUGUCGCUCGCCCAGGGCGUCUUCAACACGCAAGUGCCGCGCUGGGACACCAGCGCCUGCCAGGGUGGCCUGCGAUGGCAGAUCUUCCCCUAUCAGGCGGGAUAUACAACCAAGAACGCCAUUUCCAACGGCGGACUGUUCCAGCUGGCCGCCCGACUGGGUCGCUAUACCAACAACGAGACCUACACCGAGUGGGCAGAGAAGAUCUGGGACUGGAGUGCCACCACCCCCUUGCUCAAGAUGGACGAAUGGACCAUCGCGGACACGACGACCAUGGAGACCCAAUGCACCGACCACGGCGAUCUCCAGUGGACGUACAACUAUGGGACCUAUUUAAGCGGGGCCGCAUAUAUGUACAACCUGACGAACGGCGGAGUAAAAUGGAAGAAGGCCAUCGAUGGCUACCUCGGCACCACGCUGGACAAGUUCUUCCCCAAGGAGUUCGGGGGCAACGUGAUGUCGGAAAUCUCCUGCGAGCCGAACAUGAUGUGCGACCGCAACCAGGACUGUUUCAAGGGGUUCCUUUCCUCGUGGCUGACCUUCAUGACCACCAUCGUGCCUCAUACGGCCAACCAGAUCAUCCCGAAGAUCCAGGCUUCGGCCCAGGCGGCGGCCAAGCAGUGCUCCGGGGGCAGCACGAAGACCCAGUGCGGACGCCGUUGGCACCAGGACAGCUGGGACGGAUCCAAGGGGCUCGAGCAGGACAUGAGCGCGCUGAGCGUCUUUGCGUCGAGCAUGAUCACGCACAAACCGCAGGGCCACUCCCCGUUGACGGCGGACACUGGGGGCACCAGCAAAAGCGACCCGACAGCGGGCUCUGGACCUCAGAAGCAACCGAACACUCCCCGACCGAUCACGACAGGCGACCGUGCCGGCGCAUCCAUUCUGACGGUGGUUGUCGCCGGGGGCUGGCUUGCCGCCGUAGCAUGGAUGGUGUAUGGCGGGUGA
Messenger RNA from Aspergillus steynii IBT 23096, 1371 nucleotides. RefSeq names its product glycoside hydrolase family 76 protein. Gene Ontology annotation, molecular function: mannan endo-1,6-alpha-mannosidase activity. Lineage: Eukaryota; Fungi; Ascomycota; Eurotiomycetes; Eurotiales; Aspergillaceae. Gene Ontology annotation, biological process: fungal-type cell wall biogenesis; carbohydrate catabolic process. The transcript has 3 exons. The record is from RefSeq and is a predicted model, not a curated record. Bases 1 to 1371 code for a protein of 456 amino acids.